This is a messenger RNA of Macrobrachium nipponense, 4932 nucleotides long. RefSeq names its product homeobox protein OTX2-like. Gene Ontology annotation, molecular function: DNA-binding transcription factor activity, RNA polymerase II-specific; RNA polymerase II cis-regulatory region sequence-specific DNA binding. The record is from RefSeq and is a predicted model, not a curated record. Gene Ontology annotation, biological process: regulation of transcription by RNA polymerase II. Lineage: Eukaryota; Metazoa; Arthropoda; Malacostraca; Decapoda; Palaemonidae. Gene Ontology annotation, cellular component: nucleus. The transcript has 7 exons. The coding region runs from base 1136 to 2206 and encodes 356 amino acids.
ACGGCACUCCACGACGACCAGUGUUCACCGAACAGCGCCCGAGCGGCAUACUUAUAUUGUUGCCGAAUCGGUAUUCAAGGAAACCUCUUGUAAAUCGUCUUCAGAAUAAUACUAUUGUCUAUUGAAUUGUGGACAAAGUGAAUGCAGAAUGGCACAUCGAUUAUUAAACAAAAACUCAGACAGAAUAAUUGAAGGUAUGAAAGACGUUACAAUACUGAAGACAAAAUAAAAGCCAUAAAGGUCUCAGCUUGAGAUGGCUACAGUGUCUGGUGUUUCCCGGUUCACUGGAUCUUGUGGUGGCAUUGGACGGUAUUCAUGCUUAUAAUGAAUUAAUCCGGGAGUAGUUAAUUCGACCUUUCAGUCUCCGUUGUAUACGUUGCGGAUACAGAAUAUAGUGAAGUUGUGGAGCUGUAACAGUGAUUUUCGUCAAGUGGUGGAACACUGACCAGGCUGGCUGAGGUGCAGCAAGUUGCUUUGGCCUUGGCCUUUAUUUGAAUGGGUGACCGCCAAUCAAUGCCGGACCGUGGCUACCGCCCGUGACUGUGUGUGGUGGUUUGGGCUUGUGCGGUUAGCACCCUUCCCCCAAGAAUCAUCGGUCAGAAGCUUGCCAUUGACCUUAUGAGUCUGGAGUGAGCGGCAGUGUCUCAUACUGAGGUCCUACAAGUUAACGGUGAGAGUAUUUUGGUGGUCGGUGUUCCGGUCAGCUUGAUGCCUUCGGCUGUCCUCCUCCUCCUCCUCCUCAUCAUCGGUUUGGGUUUGCAACAACAGAGUCGCCUGCGUGACCAGUGUUGCCCAGAUAGCUGUCGCCAGUAAAGUCCAAGAGCCGACGUCCCCAAGUUCUUGCAUCUUCGUCAGUGACUGCUGCUGUCCCUUCUACAGUGGCUGUCACCCCGGGGCAACUGGGUCACUUCAAAUAAAGCCGCCGCCGCCUCUGCCACUGCUUGCGCUGCUGUCGCCAGUGUUGGAAUCUUAUAACCUGUGCUUCUCGGUACUGAGAGAGACUGAGAGAGUGGGCGUGUGUGGGUGUGGGGAAAUCCGGAAAUUCCAUUUUGUGUCAGUAGGUAGGACGUGAAGGUGGUGCAGGCUGGCGUUCCCAGGCUUCGGGGGCGCCUGCGGGGCCGGUGGCUCCGCAGGCAUGUACCUCAAGUCGUCCCCUUACUCCAUGAAUGGCAUCGGGCUCACCAUGGCAGGGAUGGACUCACUGCACCCGAGCAUGGGUUACCCACCGCCCAGUGAGUACCUCUACGCAACUAACCCGAGGAAGCAGCGCCGCGAGAGGACCACCUUCACGCGAGCCCAAUUGGACGUGCUGGAGUCCCUCUUCGCCAAGACUCGCUAUCCCGACAUCUUCAUGAGGGAAGAAGUCGCCCUCAAGAUCAACCUUCCGGAGAGUCGUGUUCAGGUGUGGUUCAAGAACCGCAGAGCCAAAUGUCGUCAGCAGCAGAAGCAGCAGGCAGCUGGUGCGGAGAAAACUCCCAGAAGCAAAAAGAUCACGAAGUCACCUCCACCAACCACUCAAACUUCGCAGCCUUCUAGUCAGACGACUACGGGCGGAGUCGGCGCCAGCACUUCACCGCCUCCUACAGGCGGCAAUCACAGAGACACUUCACCGCCGUCGCCACCGCCGUCGGUCAGCUCUGCUCCUCCUUUACCGCUGACCCCCUCCUCCACUGCCCCGACCUCCUACAAUCCCAUUUGGUCACCGGCUGCCAUUCCUCCGGCGGGAUCUGCGUCCAUCCCGCCCAUGGGCGAUCUCAUGACUCCUUCCUGUUUGGACAGAGGUGGAUACGGAGGUGUCAGCCAACAAGCUGCAGCUGCUGCUGCCUGUUAUCAGAGCUACGCAGCGCCCUCCUAUUAUUCCAAUAUGGACUACCUCGCUCCGAUGUCGCACUCCCAAAUCAACGUCCCUGUAAGCUCCAUGGCGUCUUUGAAUCCAAUGGGCGGCGGGGGAGGUGGUCAGCAGAUGGGGUCUCACUCCUCAGGCUCAGGCCUGGGUUCUUCCGCACUGGGCUCAUCAUCCCUGGUGUCCUCGACAUUAGGUACAUCUUCCCUGGGGUCAGCUGGAUCGCUAGGAUCCAGUCAGUCCUUAAGCCCCAGGACACCACCGACGGUCAACUCCUUAACACCGUUGCCCUCAGACUGCCUAGAGUACACGGACAAGAACACAGCCGCUUGGAAGUCCUACCAGAGUUUCCAGGUUUUGUGAGCUGCUUCGAAGAGGGGUUUGCCGUUUUCGAACCCUUACGGACUCUGGGAAAAUGAAAGUGAAACCGGACAGUGUGAAUGGAAGUGAUUUUAGUUUUCUUCCUGAAAUACUCGACUUGAACUACUCGAGAAAAUACAGGAAAGGCCUCUCUUAUGAAAGGCUUGAAGGAGAGUGCAGAAACGUCACACUUGCAGGACGUAAUCCUCCUGCUUUACAUUUUUUUUUUUUACUUUAGUCAACUCUCCCAAAAUCUGCAAUAGCCUAUCAGUAUCUCUGCAUUAGAUUAUGGCAGUUAGUGUACCUGUACGAAUAUACUCCAUUAAUAAGCGAUAGGAGAUCAUAAUUACCUAAGACUUUCAGUUAAUUUUGUUUAGGAAGCGAUGAUCGUGAAGCUUUCACCGGUGAUGCUGAAGAUAUCCUUAACUCCCAGGUAACCUCUAGUCAGAGGGACGCGAGUUAUUACACCCAGCCGGUGUCCUGCGACGGACCAAUAGUGAUGAAUCCGCUGUCCUCUUCUCUCUUCCCUCCCUCUGCUUUCACACAGAAUUGCUUCAACUUCGUACGAUCUCGUACAACUUAAGCCAGUCCAGUAAUGAAAAGUAAACCAAAGGAUGUAUAUUGCGGUCUCCACUUUGCCUUACCGAUAUAAACGAAUGGCCACUGCAAUGGAGAUUUCGACUGGGCCUUCUUCCUCCCGGCUUCUGCGACAGGGAACACGCGAGAAGGCCUCGCCUGCAAGGAGGAAGAACGUGAACUGCAAUUAAAAGUCUGUCGGACGUACGUGUGUGUGCUUUUGAAACAUCAAAACCCAGUAAAAAUAAUUUGUCUCAAAAAUUGUAUUAUUUAUAUCGACGUUGCUAGUGUUUUGAACCAAAGCAUAAAUAAUUUUUAAAUCUAAGCUUAAAUUAUGAUGUUUUACUAAGCUGCUUUAAGUGGUUCCCCCCGACGAAACUCUUGGUCAACGAGAGCGAGAGAGAGAGAAACUGAAUCUUGAAAAAGUUAAAUGAAAACACAACUGGGGCCUUACGUCAUAGCAUUGUUUUCUUCAGGGGCGUCCGAAGCAUCUCAAGAAUGUUCAGGCAGGGUUAGAUAGAAUCUUGUUUUCUCGUCAAUAUUAUUGAACGUAUCUCAAGUUGAAGACCUCCUUCAUCUUGGUAUGGAUGACAUUUUGUUUUCCUCUUAGGCUGAAAUGAUCGCCUGCCUUUACAAACUGUAGCUACGUGGAACUCUUAGAAAUAUAUGCUGUAAGAAAAUCAUAUCAAUUAGUCGAUAGAAUAACCCUUUUGAACAUAACUUAUAUUCCACGAAGUCUAUUUGUACUUUGAAAACGGAUUACAAAGCCAUCGUCAGAUCGUGUAAACGUUACACAAGUCAAUUAUUCUUUUUUAUAGAUACAUAUAUAUAUUCAUAUUUAGUAGAUAGUUGGUUCCUAAUGUAUAAAAUAAUCGAACACAGUUCUGGACAGGACUUGUUUGUAUCGUCAAGAAGGCGGCCUACUUACCGCGCGCGAUUUCUCAGCUCAAGGAAGUUAUGACGCACUAACUGGUAAUAUUAUUUAGCCACUGGAAAAAUGUUUGUCGACUAAUGUAUACCGCUACGCCAGAUACUUAAUCAUUCAGAUUUAAUUACUUUCUCGGAGGAGUGCGGCUCACAGAGUACCUUAGACACGUAAGUUGUUAGAUUAAAAAAAACAUUUUUUCAUUAUAAAAACAUGCAAGGCUGCCCUUCACGUUCUAGAUUCUAGUUUAUCUGUAGGUAAUGAACUUCCACUACGCCGCCUCCGUCAGGGUUGUUAUUGUCGAUGGGUUAGAGUGCAACUUGACAAGUAAAAGGUGGUAUAUAAAAAAAAAAAGCUUUAUACGCCCUUUAAAGUCGGCAAGGGCGGAAGUAGCUACCGCAGCCGGCCUUCAAAACCCCCACAGUAAGGCUUCUUUAAAGGCCUUACGACGUGAUCAAUAAUAACGUUGUCCAUGAUAAAAGUAAAAAACAAAAAACAAAAAAGUUGAAAAAAAAAAUCCGUAGUGCUUGUGAAUUUUGUAGUUGACUUCGGUGUCACCUUACAUGUGUACCAUUUUAUUUUUUAUUUGUAUCACAUGUAGAUAUAUCAUUUUCUGUGGAAGUGUGAUUCUGUUGAUGUGAGUUACAUUCUAGAUGAGACGUCAGUAUAGACACGCUGAAGGGAGAGUGUCAUGGACCCACCCCCCGACCCGCCCUACACACAUUUUCAGCAAGAAAUUAAAAUAAUUUUUUAAAAUACACAGCGUCCUUCUCCCUUCUGGCGACUCAAUUGUCUAAGUGAAGAUAGGUGAAUGUUUAUUAAUAUACUACUUUCUAGCAAUGUUUAUGCCAAGAUCUUAAAACGCCAGAGAAAGCAAUUGUCGUGUUGUCCUGCAACGCAAGUGAACUGCUUAGAUAGAUCUGGAAACCACGGCGGCAAUUUAUUGUGGAACGAGAGAAAAUGACUUCACUGCAAGCGUUUCUUUCGGAGAGGAAAGAAAAAAACUUUAGUUCGUUGUAAAGGUUUGAACAUCUUGAACGAAUAAUGACGGGGGGUGCGGGGUGUUGGCAGAUCUUAAGUUUGAAUAUAUCUACACACAUGUGUUCGUGUCCAGUUAGAAUCAUCGUUAUCAUGUUUUGUAAAUACUUGCUCUGUACAUUUUGUAAAUUCACUUUUCUCUGUUAUUAUACACACCUUCCUGAUAUUAAUAAAUUGAUGUUGACGGCCA